Molecule: messenger RNA, 351 nt
Organism: Mesorhabditis spiculigera
Lineage: Eukaryota; Metazoa; Nematoda; Chromadorea; Rhabditida; Rhabditidae
Source: the annotation of a GenBank genome assembly
AUGUCGUUCGACGACUCUGGUUCGGGUUCGCCGCAAAUGUUGCGCCCACCCUUGCAAUCAGCGGGUACGGAAUGGAAGAAUAUCCAGCAAAACACGUUUACCCGCUGGGUUAACAGUCACCUGCAAAAUGCUUCGACGGAGAUUCAGGACUUGCAAACCGAUUUCUCUGACGGUGUGAAGCUGAUCAAACUGGUUGAGGUGCUGGCCAAACGUCCUUUGGGCAAAUAUUGUUCGACGGUCAGAUUCCGUCAUCAGCAAUUGGAGAAUGUGUCCCUAGCCCUCAAUUUCCUACAAGACGACGAAGGCAUCAAGAUCGUCAACAUCGGUUUAACUUUUUGCAAGUGCUCGAUC